Molecule: messenger RNA, 3430 nt
Organism: Ostrinia nubilalis (European corn borer)
Lineage: Eukaryota; Metazoa; Arthropoda; Insecta; Lepidoptera; Crambidae
Exons: 4
Coding region: 1000-2637 (545 amino acids)
Biological process (GO): DNA-templated transcription
Molecular function (GO): RNA binding; RNA-directed RNA polymerase activity
Source: RefSeq, a predicted model, not a curated record
GUCGGGGAUUGGAGUUAACGCCGAUCCUUUCUCACAAACCCCGAUAAGACGCUGGGUCGCGGAGAUGACCCACGGGAUGGUAUUGGCGACGAAUGUCGACACACACAUGGCUGGGGUCAUCAACGGGGACCUCACUAUCACCCAGGAGAUCAUGUUAUAUUACGGCACUCAACCAGGCGAAGACAUGUGGGGUAGUCAUGUUUGCCUGCCAUAUCCGUCCUUCUUACAGUGGGCUCGCCAGUUCGGCAUAGACAUGGUAGGAGAGUAUCACAACUCAGACGGCGUCAUAAAUGCAGAGGUUGAAUCUCCUCACAUCCUAAUAAGUGAGCGUAGCAACGUUUCAGUCGCUUGGGUCACAUCAGUCCAGGACACCUUCGCAUACCUGCCUGCCGCCUUCAUAGGCUAUUGUAACGCGGUGCCUUAUAUGAUUCCUCUUUCUGUGGAGGACUGGCAGACUAUUUCUUGUUCAACUGACUUAGUCCACCCAACCCCUGCCGGAUUUAUGUCGAACCUGUGCACCAUAACCAUCAACAACAGGUACAGACACGUCAGCCAGCCCGGGCGUGUCAUGGUGAUCAACAAACACGCUAUGAGGAAGGAGUCACCCUCGUGGAUGGUGAGCAACCUACAAUACCCGGAUCCCCCCAACAGCGAUUUUUUACGCAAACGGGAGCUUCAAAACUCACAGGACCAAGGCUCCCCAAGCGAUGGGAAGAAGGUCCUACCGUCCCAACAGAUAACAGAGGCGGACCCACAGGAAGUCCCAGCCCAAGGCUCGGAGACCUCCCACCCACAAUAAACCCAGCUCACAACCACGCGCCCACCACGCCUGUAGAUGGGCAGUACUUUUCAAAAACCCCUGUCAACAAGUGGCUCGGUCCUACUUGGGACCAGUCACGUGAGGCUGAGCCGCCCAGGCUUCACACACCAAGCAGCCAAACACAGAAAGGUACAUGGGCAUCAAAUAGAGGAGGCAAACGCAGAGACCACAACAAGUGUAUGAAUGGAAUGCUUUUUGAUCGGGGAGCCUGCCUGUAUUCGCUGGAAUUGCACGAUGAGUUCUACAACAUGCUGGAUGGCGUGGAAUCGGAAUUUCUACCAAACGUGCAAAACUUAGACAUACUGGUACGCUUCUCAAUCAAGACUCCGGCUUGGUUCCCCAUUCGUAGAUCUUCUUUUACAUCUGGUCUCUACCUACACUACAAAUUGACAAAGGCCAGCGGACAGACAGAGGUGGCCAACACCCUUCUCUCCAUAUACCGCUACCUCGAGCGCAGGUUCAGAUGGCUGUUCAGCCAGGCUCCCGCCAAGGUGAACAUGGGCGUGUACGAUGAUUACAUCCGCAAGCACUUGAAAGCUAUUUCGAAGUGGGCUUUUCCGCGGGUUUUCUCUGACGGUCCCGCCUAUUGCUUUCUCAUGCACAUGGAUAUGCUUGGCUCAAAGUCGCCCUGGACCAAGGAAAUGGUGGAGAACGACAUCCUGAAGUGGACCUCCGGCGACUCCCCUGGCAACCUAACCCUGUUGGCUCCCUAUCUGGAUUCAAUAUUUCAGCAAUGGGGUUACGAUUCCAACGCUGCCAACUUUCUCAAGUUUAAGGAGUUCUGUAACGACCCCAUGAGGUGGGGGACGAGUGGUGGUGCAAAGAAGGCAACGAUAGAAGGUGAAAGCUAUCGCUCGAAAUGGGCAUGGGCUUUUUCUCGUAUGAUGAAUACUGACGGCUCUUUCAAAAGGGAAGGGGAGUUCGACCUUUAUGAGCAGGCCCUGCUAGAACCGGAGGAGUGUAAGGUGGCUUUAAAAGAGGAAGAGAAGAAAACUCGUGAAAUAAUAACAACACCAAUGGCAUCUUACUUACGUCAGUCUUAUCUCGCAUAUAGAUGGAACAGACUUCCCGGCGACUCCCCCAUCUCUAACCCGGAAUGGCUUGGGCAUUUUCAAUCCACUGAAUACAGUUGGUAUGGCUGUGCAGACGCGGAACGUUUCGACCACUCAGUCAGCAAGGAUAUGGUCAAGUAUGUGAUCCGGAAGAUGGGAGAUAUUGACGACGAGACACGGUGGGUAUCGGAUCGAGAGUUGGAAUCGAUAGACAGGUUGAGAAUAUCUUGGAACGGGAAAGAGUGGCCCUACAAGGGCGGGUUGCUAUCUGGCUGGAGGAUCACCUCCCUACUCGGCACUAUGGUAUCGAUGUCCAUCGGGCGGUACAUCAUUGAAAAGAACAAGAUCUACGGUGCUAAGGCGGUCGGGAUGGGAGACGACAUCAUCCUAGCUUCACCUAUGUUGGGUAUAGACAAAGACGAGCUUUAUCGCAGCUACGCGGACACAGGGUUUAAAAUCAACCUACUUAAAACAAUAUCAGGUCCAAUUGGAGAGUUUUUACGACAGGUGUACUCCCCUCGAGGAGUAAUAGGAUAUCCGGCUCGAAGGACCACUAUGAUGCUUAUGUGUAUGAGAUUAGAGUUGACUAUCGAAUGGCAGGUACAGAGUGUAACGAAAAGACGUGUGUUAUAUACGGCGACUUUAUUGGGACUGUUUUUACACUGCAAAAUUUGCCUAGCUACUCAUUCAAUGAAUGAGACCGUGCGCUUGUCUAUUAUAAACAUAACAAUAGUUAUUGUUCAAAAUCUGGACCUGUUCAAAUAAGUAGGUACUCUAGAAAUUCCUUCUACUUUAUACAAUAGUUUUAUUUUUAAUUGAGGCGUUCAUUGCUUUAAUCUAGUUAUUAUGGAAGGUAAUAAUAUUGUAAUAAUUGGUAUAAUCAUCAUAGUCAUCAUCAUAUUAUAUUUCUUCAUCAUGCUGUAUUUAGUGUGUAAGAUUUGUUACUGAAUAAAUUAUUUAUCACUUGUCAUUUUCAUUUUCAUCAUCAUCAUUAUCACCACCAUAGGAAUAGUGAAACCCCAACUGAUUAAUUAAUAGUUAUGUUGUAGUUUGGAACGCUAACGACUAAGCCUUCAAAUAUGUUAAACUAAACAUCAAAGCCAUUUUUUUUUAUAAUUAUCAUAACAUUUGAAAUUUUUUUAAAGAUGAAUGUAAUAGUUUUUUUUCCUACAGGGAAAAGGAUAAACAAAGACAUUCCGUCCUAUGUUACAACGCAACUUAGAAAUUCCAUGAGGCAAAUAAAAAACUUGAAACGAGAAGUAUUGCGGAUGAAAAAACGCGGAUUGACACUCAAAGCCAGAUUGGAAAAUGCAAGAAAAAUAAGUGAAAAUGCAGCUUUUCAAAUGGUCAUGAAGGACAUGACGAGAGUGGGCCCAAUCCCAAACGGUUACUGAGGAACCAACUGCAGAAAUCAAAACUCAAUCAGUACCUUCAGAACCUCUUUUGGCCCAAUCCCAAACGGUUACUGAAGAACCAACUGCAGAAAUCAAAUCGGGACCUUCAGAACCAUUUUUGAAAAAAGAACCUUCACGGAAGAAAGUCAAGCUAAAUCUGUCAG